CGGUUGGCAAUUGGGUGCUUAUGAAGGUAGAGAGCAUCAACCUCAUCCUGCUUGCUUCUGAGGUGCAGGGUGAAAAUGUAACAGGGAUGUGGAGUCGGAAUAUUCUUUCUCUUUUUAAAAACUAACUCUUCUCAAUAACCUGUGAGAGGAUAUCGUAUUCGUCUCCUCAUCCAUUGAUAGUUUCACACAUGACACAGUAAUCCAUAUCUGAUAGAGCAUUAUCUUAUUUCUACCUUGACAAGGACGCCACUCUUCUCAUUCACCUACCUAUCUAGACCAACAUCAUGGAAGACGAAGAUUGGACCAUAAAGGAAAUCAAUGACUGGGUCGCUCGGGGCAUGCUGACCCGGGCGCAUGUCCUAUCUCGGGUUGAUCAUGGGAUCAGGAACAGUUAUGCGAGUCACCCCGAAGAAGAGCCAGUCAUCGAAGCCACAUUCUCGUCAGCUUCUAUUAGUACCUCUUCUGGCGAAGAUCAAGUCUUGACCGAGCCAGCCUUCAUCUCUCUUCUGCAAGCAAAGGCUUCCCUUCCCCAGGGUCCUGAAGGAGUCGAGGCUGGUCGAAUUAUCUACGAAAGCGUGGUCUAUCUUAGCUCAUUACCUUACCCUCCUAGCCAUCCACAGCCAUCUUUCCAAACGGUUGCCCUAUCCCUGGCUCAGUUGAGCCGAGCCCUGGUCUGGGCCUUGCCGAACCGCGCGAAGUAUAUUAUAGAGGAAAGCGACUUAUCUCGUAUGCGUACGCGAUGGGAUCGUCUGCGCCUUCUCUUCCAGAGCCUGGCUACAGGUAGCGUCCCCCUCACUGCGCAAGAUAGGGUCCGAGCCCAUGCUCGUUUACUUACAGCUCGACACUCCUUCGAUGUUUCGUGGGACGGCUGGCUUGAUAGCUGUGCUGUAAACCACGACGAUGAUGGGGAUGAGAUAUAUCAUGAUCUGUUGGAUGUGUUGUACUCCACACAGGAGGAGCGGCCGCGCUGGUCGGCACUUGUACCACGAGACGCCUUCCGCAACAUCGCGAAGCAGAUCAAAGCAGACGAGAAGCUUCCCGAGCUAUGCACUCUGGCGAUACCGCUGCAACGGUUCAAGGACUUGGUGAAAGUGCUUCUGGUGCUACAAAUAGACCUGAAGAAUCUUGGCAUCGACAAAAAUGCGGAUUUAUCCCAAUACGACGAUGCGGUAAACGCCAUCUGCACCGCUUUCGCACAAGACCGCGACACAGAAACAUCAGACCUAAUAACCUGGCCCUCAUUCGCGCAUGCGAUCGGGACCAUCGCGCCACACAUCGUCGAGCCUCUCUACCGCCUUCUCACCCUCACCUUCAUGAACAAAGAAUCCCUCAUCCAGCCCCCCGACCCCCCUCGAAUCCUCCCAAACGACGCAAUCCUCACGCUGCCCCGCACAAGCCAACUCAUCUCCUUCCUCGCCGGGUCCAUGGAUGCAGGGUUCCUGCGCCGCACAAACCGCUUCGUGUCACCGAACUUCCCCGCCCCCGCUGCUGUCGUACAGGCUAUGAUAAGCGUUCCGGAAGAAGCUAUCGUGCUGUUUUCCGGCCGAGUUAUCGCUUCUACGGACGUAACAGCUGAACAGGGGGGACCCUGCGUGUUUGGAUUGUUUAGUCCCAUACCGAGGAAUGAUGGGAGUCAGAUCCGCGCGGCGUCGGAGGUUAGUCCUGAUAAUCCGGGACAGCGGCAGUGCGAGCUGUUCCAGCUUGCGCCGGUGCAGGAUGUGUUUUGUGGUGUUGUGGGGGAGUCGGGGUGGGGUGUUGUUGUGGAUGCUGAGGAGGGUGAGAAUCUUGUGUUUGGAGAUGUUGGGGUGGUGGAUGGGGUUGAUGGGCGAAAGGGGAGUGUGACGUUGGUUUUGCGUGAUGGGUUGCGGCGCGGGAAGAUACAGCAGUGGGGAGGGAAUGUGGAUGGAAAGCCGGACCGAGAUGAAGAUGGCGAGGAGAAAGAGGGCGUGGUAUAUGAGGCGAAUCCGAAUCGAGGGGACUGGGAGGUUGAGUUUAUCGUGGAGGAGAUUGAGGUCUGGAGCGAGGAUCCUGCAUAACCACUGCCUGAAGAUAGCCUAGGUAGGCGUACGAAUGUGGCCCUUUUAGUUGCGAUUAGAAAUCUAUAGGUACCUAGAUUCACCAUUUUAAAACACCUCAUAUACUUCCUUUAUAGUUUCGUAUAUAUCGUAAUCUACCUAUCGUCCUAUCUAGAGUGGGCAAUAGAUUUUGCGAAAUAUUUGGUAUCAGUAAGAACAGAUCACCGCCACGCCACCCAAUAUCUCCUCCAGCCAGCCACCGCGACGCCCCUUUUCCCAUAGCAGUAAUACCCCGCCCUUGCCCUCCCAUCCUCACCAGCUAAAUGCCUCAUCAACA
Molecule: messenger RNA, 2352 nt
Organism: Annulohypoxylon maeteangense
Lineage: Eukaryota; Fungi; Ascomycota; Sordariomycetes; Xylariales; Hypoxylaceae
Exons: 1
Coding region: 285-2036 (583 amino acids)
Source: RefSeq, a predicted model, not a curated record